Messenger RNA from Suncus etruscus (white-toothed pygmy shrew), 4529 nucleotides. It is a transcript of the gene GALNT7, whose product is annotated as polypeptide N-acetylgalactosaminyltransferase 7. Gene Ontology annotation, cellular component: Golgi apparatus. The record is from RefSeq and is a predicted model, not a curated record. Lineage: Eukaryota; Metazoa; Chordata; Mammalia; Eulipotyphla; Soricidae. The transcript has 12 exons. The coding region runs from base 46 to 1992 and encodes 648 amino acids.
GGCUGCGCCGGGCUCCGGAGUCGCUCUCGCGGGCGCCGGAGGAAGAUGAGGCUGAAGCUCGGCUUCAUCUUACGCAGUUUGCUGGUGCUCGGGAGCUUCCUGGGGCUGUUGGUGCUCUGGUCCUCGCUGUCGCUGCGGCCCGACGAGCCCAGCCCGCUCAGCCGGAUGCGGGAAGAUAGAGGCUUUGAUGGCCCUCUCCCGAACCGAGGAGGCAAUGGACUAGCUCCCGGGGAUGACAGAUUCAAACCUGUGGUGCCCUGGCCCCACGUCGAAGGAAUUGAAGUAGACUUAGAGUCGAUCCGAAGGAAAAACAAGGUCAAAAAUGAACAGGAGCGCCAUGCUGGGGAAGAUAACCAGAAAGACAUCAUCCAGAGGCAGUAUCUCACAUUCAAGCCUCAGACAUUCACCUACCCUGAACCUGUGCUCCACUCAGGCAUUCUUGGGAACUUUGAACCUAAAGAACCUGAGCCUCAAGGAGUGGUCGGUGGCCCCGGGGAGUACGCCAAGCCUUUGGAAUUGGGACCAGAAUUUAAGUCAGCAGUUCAAGCCAGCAUUAAAGAAUUUGGAUUCAACAUGGUGGCAAGUGACAUGAUCUCCCUGGAUCGCAGCAUCAAUGACUUACGUCAUGAAGAAUGCAAGUACUGGCAUUAUGAUGAAAACCUGCUUACUUCCAGCGUUAUCAUUGUCUUCCAUAAUGAAGGAUGGUCAACCCUCAUGAGAACAGUCCACAGUGUCAUUAAGAGGACCCCAAGGAAAUAUUUGGCAGAAAAUCAGCACUUAAAAGAAAAACUUGAUGAGUAUAUUAAGCAGUGGAAUGGUCUAGUGAAGGUAUUUAGAAAUGAAAGGAGAGAAGGUUUAAUUCAAGCACGGAGUAUCGGUGCCCAGAAGGCCAAACUUGGACAGGUUUUGAUAUACCUUGACGCACACUGUGAGGUGGCAGUUAACUGGUAUGCACCACUUGUAGCUCCCAUAUCUAAGGACAGAACCACUUGCACUGUGCCGCUUAUAGAUGUCAUUAAUGGCAACACAUAUCAGAUUGUACCCCAAGGGGGUGGUGACGAAGAUGGGUAUGCCCGAGGAGCAUGGGAUUGGAGUAUGCUCUGGAAACGGGUGCCUCUGACCUCUCGAGAGAAGAAACUGAGAAAGACAAAAACUGAACCAUAUCGGUCACCAGCCAUGGCUGGUGGUUUAUUUGCCAUUGAACGAGACUUCUUCUUUGAACUGGGUCUUUAUGACCCAGGUCUUCAGAUUUGGGGUGGUGAAAACUUUGAGAUCUCCUACAAGAUAUGGCAAUGUGGUGGCAAAUUACUUUUUGUCCCUUGUUCCCGCGUCGGACACAUCUACCGACUUUCAGGUUGGCAAGGGAACCCUCCUCCCGUGUAUGUUGGGUCUUCUCCAACAAUAAAGAAUUACGUGAGAGUGGUAGAGGUUUGGUGGGAUGAAUACAAAGAUUAUUUCUAUGCAAGUCGUCCUGAGUCCAAGGCAUUAGCCUAUGGGGAUAUAUCAGAGCUGAAAAAGUUUCGGGAAGAUCACAACUGCAAAAGUUUCAAAUGGUUCAUGGAAGAAAUCGCUUAUGAUAUCACUUCGCACUACCCUUUGCCUCCCAAAAACGUUGACUGGGGAGAAAUCAGAGGCUUUGACACUGCUUACUGCAUCGAUAGCAUGGGGAAAACAAAUGGAGGCUUUGUGGAACUUGGACCCUGUCACAGGAUGGGAGGAAACCAGCUUUUCCGAAUCAAUGAAGCUAAUCAACUCAUGCAAUAUGACCAGUGUUUGACAAUUGGAUCUGAUGGAUCGAAAAUCAUGAUUACACACUGUAAUCUCAAUGAAUUCAAGGAAUGGCAGUAUUUCAAGAACCUGUACAGAUUCACUCACAUUCCUACAGGCAGGUGCCUGGACCGCUCCGACGUCCUCCAUCAGGUGUUCAUCUCUAGCUGCGAUGACAGCAAGACAAGUCAAAAGUGGGAAAUGAAUAACAUUCACGGCAUCUAGAAAGAAUGAAGGAGCCAGUGUGUACCCACUGGCACCCGCUUCUAAACCUGGACUGAACCCAGCCUGAAACCUGCUGCAACUCACACACUCUGUACAGCUCCCAACCCAUCACCUCCAGAUCAAUCGGUUUUGAAGGACAUUGAUAAACUGUGAUGUUACAAUAAUAACAUUAUCAUCUGCAGUUACUGUUUACAAAACUGCUUUUUACCUUAAACUUUGUAGAUGUUUACAUCCCUUUUCGUUUUGUUUUGAUUUAAGAUGAUGUUGGUAAUUUGUGCCUUUGGCUCUGUUUUGCUAGGAACAGGGUUAAAGGCUUCGUUGUCUUUUCGGGAUUACACUCAGGGGUCUGAAAGGCAGUUUGAUUUUUUUCCUCUCUCUUAAAUACACACUUGAAAAAAUAAGGUUGGAGUAACCAGAUGUCAUUUAUAACUUGGUGAUUGUCAACCUGUCGUGUCUCUUAUUUAAUUUGACAUCAGUUUGAAGCACUGCCACAGGUUCUAGCCAUGGUGGCCUUCCUUCACAGUCAUGCUGCUUUUUUGAAAGGUGAAUUUCAACACAUUUAGUGCCUCUUUCAUUUCUCAGUCUAUAUUUCAAGAGCUUUUGAUGCAAUUUCUAGGAUGGUUUUAAUGGAGUCGUCACCUGUCUGACUACUUUUCCUUCCUUGACAUGAAUUUAUAUGCUACCAUGUGUUUUGACAUUGAAUGUUGUUUCAGUUGUCAAAGAAAUGACAAUGGGGACCAUCCAAAGGCUUAUUCCAGAGGGGUUGAAGAUAAUGUAUCCUUAAUUUCUAAAAUCCUUUGUUGAUACCAGUUCCUAAGAUAGCAAAGUGACUCAUCAACUAGAGAAAAAAAAAUGUCCACUCAAUUUGGAUCUGUUAUUUCUUAAUUCUUUCUUGUCACUCUAGGAAACAAAUAAUUCUCAGCUUUGAAGCCUUCAAAUACUGGUUAACAGAAACAAUAAAACACCACUGUAAACCACAUCAAAGAUAACUCUGCGGGCUGGAGCAAUAGUACAUUUGUGUAGGGGGCUUGCUUGCCUUGGAUAUGACCAUCCCGUGUUUUAUCACCCCAUAUGGUUCCCCCAAGCCCUCCAGGAGUGAGCCCUGAAUGCAGAGGUAGGAGUAAGCCCUGAACACUGCCAAGUGUGGCCCAAAAAAAUGAAGGGGAAAAAAAAACUUCUGACUGAUGUCAGAAUGUCCAACCCUCAUUAGUCUAAGCCUUACAAAACUGCAUUAUAAUCUAAACUGUGCAAGAUUGAAGCCAAGACUCUGAAGCCAAGACUGAAUGGAUGUUUCAUUUCUGUCCUCACACAGAUGAAAUCCCCUGCACAUUGGAAUCAUUUUUAGAGGAUUAUUUAAAAAUUGUUGAUCAACAAAUCAGAAUUGUUUUCUGUUCAGAGAAUAUAUUAUUUCCCUAGUGUUUCUUCAAUUAUUUUGUUGUUGUUGUUAUUGUUUUUGAUGUGGGUGGCGGGAGGGAAGGGGAUGAACCAUAUUUCUGUUAGUGGUUUGUUUUGUUUUUUUCAUUGAAAAGGUAACUUGUCUGUAUUUAAACAUUUAUUAAGACAGUAUCUUUUAUACACAAACUGAAUAUUACAAGGGGUCAGAGAAGUCUUAAUUUCUAAACAGAUAGUAUUUUAUUUCCCUCAAGUACUUAAAUGCUACAUUAAGUGUAAAAAUAAAAAGCGAUAAGAUGGUCACUAAUAAGUAAAUUAAGCAUUUUUAUAUUGAAUCAUGAUAUAAUAAUGAAAGGAGUUCACAGACUCAUUCACCAGAGGGAAAUAUUUAAAUAAAAGCUUUAAAACAAUAUGACCUACAUUACUAUAAAAGGAAAGCUUACAAAUUUGUCUCUCUAAGCUCAGCUCCCUAAUAUGGAGUCAAAGACCACAUCCUAAAUAAAGUUUUCUUGAUAAUUCUGAUUUGUUGGUUUGUAUUUUGCUGUUGAUCUCUGGUCAACUGGUUUAACUUUCAUUCAUCUUCAGAAAUAUUUAGAAAGGAGUGCAUUUCUAUGCUUUUAUAAUUGCAAAAUGAAUCAGCUGAAAAAGAAACGAAAUACUGGUACUAUAAUUUAUAAUUACUUUGUUUUUUGCAAAUAGGCUCCAUUUCUUUGUUGAAUAUAGAUCAUAACCUUGUUAACUAUGCAUAGUCUUAAGAAAGGUGGCACCAAACUGUGCAUGUAAAAUUUAAAUGGGUAUUUUGUGCAAUUCAUCAAUAUAAUCUAUGACAAUGAUUCUCUAUAUUGAAAUUAGCAACCUUACCAAACACAAGAAACAUCAGAAGCUGCUGCCAUAAUCACUAUUUUCUACUGUAGGCUGCUUUGGAAAGAAUUCACAUAUUCUUGCUUUGUAAAUUGAUAUUAUCACUAUGCAUUUCUACACAUUUUAUAAAUUUGAUUUAUGCAGAUUUUUGAUACACUGUAUGUUUCUGUAGAAAUUGUAUAAAUAUUCAAAAUUUUAUUGGGGAUAAACUUGAGAAGUUUAUGUAUAUCUUAAUUCUGGGUUGCUUGUUUUUUAGGUGAAAAAAAUAAAAUACUGUAUUUUAA